This is a messenger RNA of Dermatophagoides farinae (American house dust mite), 4099 nucleotides long. It is a transcript of the gene Fpgs1, whose product is annotated as Folylpolyglutamate synthase 1. Gene Ontology annotation, molecular function: tetrahydrofolylpolyglutamate synthase activity; ATP binding. Lineage: Eukaryota; Metazoa; Arthropoda; Arachnida; Sarcoptiformes; Pyroglyphidae. The record is from RefSeq and is a predicted model, not a curated record. Gene Ontology annotation, biological process: tetrahydrofolylpolyglutamate biosynthetic process. Gene Ontology annotation, cellular component: cytosol; mitochondrion; cytoplasm.
AUACAAACUUAAAUAUCAGGGACAUUUGCAUCAUUGCAACAACUACAAACGCAUAAAUACACCUGAAAUUGACAUUGAAAUCAUUAUCAUUAGCAUCGAAUGUUUUGUGUGCGAUACGCGUACAUAACUACAUUGAAUAUCAUUGAAAAUCAAAGGGGUUUUUCAUAUGAAGGUCGACAACCGAUUCUGUAUACAGAUAUUCUAUACAGAUUCAUUGAGUGUUUAUUCUGGACAUAUGGUACCCUAAAGAAUUUUGAUGACAUUUUCAAUCCUACCAAACGUCUAUCAUCAAAUAAUAAUGAAUCAUAUACCAUAUUCAAUGUCAAUAUAAAGUUAUUUAAGGUCGUAUGAGGGCGAUUGAAGGACUUUGUCAAGGAUUUUCAUUACAGUGGAGGUGAAAUUUUAUGCUCUGAGGGUAAUUGACCUCGCCAUCUUAUACAGGCAAAUAUACAUUUUAUUUUUUGAUUACACCACUCUAGUCAUCCAUUCAACUGAGAAUGAUUGGAUUGUACAUGGAUGCAUUUAAGGGUGGUGGUUAUCAUUUAAUUCUUUAAUAAAGAUUGCCUUCCCAUUGUAUAUUACACAUACAAUUAAUGCUAUAUAAUAGAAGCAAUGGCUUCCAAUUUACCUUGAAACAUUCUUUCGUUUGUUUUUUUGCUUUAUUGGAAUGGACCUCCUACUUUUUAUUGUAGUCAUGAUCCAAUGAGUCGAGUUUCAACAAGCGGAAAAUUCAUUCAACGAUGAUGAUGAUGAUGAUGGUGGUCGUGGUUUGAUAUAUAAAGACAUCAGUAGUUGAUAUAUAUGAUGAUUUAUCAUUUCUGCAACUGCGUCAAUAUGGUCGAAUACCUUGGCAAUGAAAUUAAAAUUGCAACCGUUAUAUGAUACCGUUAUAAAACUAAAAUUGGAUACAAUGAAUCUUUUUACUGGAUGAUAAACCUAACUAUGGUUGGGGCUUCACUAAUCGAAAAGCAUUUUGACGCAUCUUCACCCACUGUCCUGUCCUUAAGUUUUUUAUUUGGCAUUGAAAAUGGCGCGAGUCCUUCAUAAAUUUUCAUUUAUAAUUUUUGUAUAUACGAAAAACCGAUGUUGCCUUGAAUCAUAGCAAUGAUACCAGAAUUUUUGGCCUACUCAUUCAAUGCUAUAAGCAUUGCACCACUAUUGAAAGAAUAAGUUUUUUUUCAAUAAUUACGCAAUGCAUUGUGUCAUAUGUUUUUUAUGGAAAAAAAUUAUAUAGUCUGAAUGUGUUGUUGUUGAUGUCCUGAUCAUUUUCCGUUCAUUGGCCAUCAUGGUUCAUGAAAGAAAAAACUGAAAAUAUAACUAAACCUAACCUAACUGAACCAAAGAUUGGUUUAUUCAAAUUUAAGGAAAAAAAUCACGACAUGAUUUUAAAUGUUUAUUGGCCGCUACUGUUUCAUAUAAGAUAAGAUAUAAAUUUAAUGAAAUCGAUACGAUUUUUUGUAUAAAUAAAUAUAUUGAUGAUUAAUCUAAUCACGAAAAUAAUAUAACUAGGAUUAUAUUUCAAUUUGUUAUUUUUUCUAUAUGAAAAUAUUAUUUUAACCUAAAUGGAAAGAAAAAUUUUGAAUAAACUUUAGUUUUCAUCAGGUAGGGAACUUGUUAGCAUCAAAUUCGAAUCGUUUUCUUCGUGAUUAAUCCAUCAAUUAACGUAUUCUGUGAAUCGGACCAACCGGCAUGCAUUCAUGUUUUGUGAUCAUAAAUUUAAAAUGUGAUCGAUUAAAUAAAUUUUAAGCGAUUAAAAAAUGUUCUCCAUCCAUGAAAUUUGAUUUUGUUAAUUUCGGUAUGGAUUUUCAUAACUGGUUUCUUUCUUUCUUUUUACAGAGUUGAAUGAUGAAUGCGUGAAAAUCAAUAAAUCAUUAAAUAAUAGUGUCCACUCGUGUGCAAUCGCCUAGCACAAAAUGUCUAGUCAAACUGGCUGGUUUAUGUUUGUCCGUCGAUCUUUGAUCGGUAGUGGUGGCGGUACUUGUUGCCAUCAUAAUCAUUAUCACUAUCGUAAUCGUUAUUACCAAAAUAACAACUGGAUUUCGAUUUCAUCCAAUAAACAGCCUGAUUCAAUUGAGUAUAGCCAGAAGCAUGAAAGUGAUAGUCUUAUCAUUCAACGGCAUAAAUUAUCAUCAUCACCAUCAAUAACAAAUACUUAUCAAACAAAAAGUGCCUCGAAAGUUGUCAUACUAGAGUCAUUUGAUUCAUCCGUUUCAUCAAUUGCAUAUUAUUCGAAUAUACAUGAAACAUCAUGCUUGUCAAAAUCUCAUUCAUCGAUGCACAGGUUGAUAUUAUUCAAUCCUGUUCUUUAUUCUCGUCAUAGUAAUUCAUUAUCCGUUCCAAAAGGUUUCUAUUCUUUUGAAAAAUCGUCAAUCAUGGAAUAUCAUCAUCAACAUAAUCAUGCAAUGAAAAAGCAAACAAUGUAUUGUGUUAAUGAGGAUGAUGAUGAUGAGCGAAAAUUGUCGGCAACAAAUCUCAAAACAUGUCGCCGUCAAUUAACUUUAUUGGCUGAAACUUUUGCCAAUAAACAUCCACAGUUUGAAGCUCAGUUACAGAGUGCCUAUACGUUGGCUAUUGAACGAUUGAAUCGUUUACAAUCAAAUGCUGAUUAUUUAAAGAAUGCUGCUUUUGGUAAAAAAUCCAAUUCCUUAGAAAAGACCAAUCAUUUUUUACGAGCGUUGGGUAUUAAACCGGAACAUUUGAAUCGUUUGAUGGUUAUCCAUGUUGCUGGUACCAAAGGUAAAGGAUCAACAUGUGCAUUUGCCGAAUCAAUCCUACGUUUAAACGGGUAUAAGACUGGAUUUUAUUCAUCACCACAUUUGGUUGUUGUACGGGAACGCAUUCGUAUCAAUGGUCAACCGAUUUCUGAGGAUAAAUUUGCCCGUUAUUUUAAUCAUGUGUACAACAUUCUGGAAGCAAACAAGACGGAUGAAUUUAAAAUGCCUGGCUAUUUUAAUUUUUUGACCAUAAUGGCAUUUUAUGUCUUUGUGCAGGAGAAUGUCGAUGUAGCAAUCAUGGAAGUCGGUAUUGGUGGUACAUUAGAUUGUACGAAUGUCGUAGAGAAACCAAUCGUUACUGGUGUUACAUCUUUGGAUUUCGAUCAUUGUCGAUUGUUAGGCAAUACGUUAGCCGAUAUUGCCGAAAACAAAGCUGGAAUAUUCAAACAAGGUGUCCCAGCAUUAACCGUUCAACAGCCUGAAGAAGCAAUGUUAGCUUUGAAAACCAAAGCUCAACAAGUAAAAGCUCCACUUUAUAUUGUGCCACCAUGGUCCCAUUAUCCAGGAUCAUCAAAGAUCGAUUUAGGUAUAAAAGGCGAAGCUCAAAAGCUUAAUGCAUCAUUAGCGGUCCAAUUAGUUAAUGUUUGGCUAAGUAGAAUGAAAUUUCCAAACAGUCAAUUUAUCAUCAAUGGCAAUGAUGGAUACGGUUUUUUGGAUGCAGUAGCACUUUGUCAAAAUUAUUUGGCUAUCGGUCUCACUAAAACUGUAUGGCAUGGCCGUUGUGAAAUCAUUCGAAAAGGUAAUACUACCUAUUUUCUUGAUGCUGCACAUACGAUUGAUUCGAUGAAUAAUUGCUGUCAAUGGUUCAAUCAACAAAUCAAUCAUUUCUCAUCUACUCUCGAUAGUAUUUCUAAUGGUGUCCGUCCAAAGAUUCAUCGAAUAUUUGUAUUCAAUUGUACGGGCGAUCGAGAUCCACGACCUUUGCUAACGAAAACGGCUGGUACCGAUUUCGAUUUGGCCAUUUUUACAACAAAUCGUGUGAUGAAUGAGAAGGAAAUUGAUUCUGACAAUUCAAAUUUAACAAUCACUGAAAAUCGUGAAGAUGAAAUUCGAUCGAAUAAUGCAAGAAUUUGGCAGGAACUGUUUCCUCGAGUGAAAAAUCUACAAGUCGAUUGUAUCGGGGUAGCUAUUGAACAGAUUGAAUCUUACGGCAGAUUGGUUCAAUCACCGAUUGUCGUUUUAGUGAGUGGCAGUGUUCAUCUGGUCGGUGGUUUUAUCGGCUUUCUUCAGCCAGAUCUUGUUUCCACAGAUUGUUGAAUUUGUCAAUUGUUUAUUCUUUCAUUGAGAAUUUUUUUUCGGAAUGAAUUAAAAAAAACUUUUUCAAA